Chelmon rostratus (copperband butterflyfish) is the source of this 1496-nucleotide messenger RNA. It is a transcript of the gene gem, whose product is annotated as GTP binding protein overexpressed in skeletal muscle. Lineage: Eukaryota; Metazoa; Chordata; Actinopteri; Chaetodontiformes; Chaetodontidae. The record is from RefSeq and is a predicted model, not a curated record. Gene Ontology annotation, molecular function: GTPase activity; calcium channel regulator activity; GTP binding. The coding region runs from base 1 to 921 and encodes 306 amino acids. The transcript is spliced from 4 exons. Gene Ontology annotation, biological process: negative regulation of high voltage-gated calcium channel activity. Gene Ontology annotation, cellular component: plasma membrane.
AUGAUGUCCAGUGUGCGCCGGCACAGCCUCCGCCUGCAGAGCGAGCUCCACCGGUGGAGCGUCUGCGACCCCGGCAGUCACCUGCUCACGGACAGCUUCCUCACCCGGGUCCCGGCUUGCAUCUCCCGCUCCAAGUCCUGCACCAGCUCCGCCGGGGAGUCGGACGGAAGCCGCGGGAGCUGGUCCUCCUCAGACUCGUUCAUCUCCACCGACUCCGCCGGGGAUCCGACGGAACCCGGGAGCCCGUACCGGGUGGUGCUUCUCGGCGCCAGCGGGGUCGGGAAGACGUCCUUCGCCAGCAUCUUCGCCGGGGCUGCGGACAGCAUGGACAGUGAUGACUGCGAGCUGUGUGAAGAUGAAGUGUGUGAAAAGGAAAUUGAAGUGGAUGGAGAGCCUGCAACUCUAACUCUGCUGGACACAUGGAGCUCAGAGACUGACAACGCCUGGGCUCAGGAGCGCUACAUGCAGACAGGUGAUGCCUACCUGUUGCUGUACUCUGUAACUGACCGGGCCUCUUUCCUGCGAGCCUCGGAGCUCCGGAUAACCCUGCGCCGCUUCCGUCCUGCCCAGCACACGCCAAUCAUCCUGGUGGGGAACAAAUGUGACCUGGUGCGACGCAGAGAGGUGUCAGCCAGCGAGGGUCGUGCCUGUGCUGCUGUGUUUGACUGCAAGUUUAUCGAGACCUCAGCCGCCAUGCAGCACAACGUCUGGGAGGCUUUUCACGGCAUAGUGCGACAGCUGCGUCUGCGACGGGACUCCAAGCAAGCCAACAAGCGUCGCAGGCACAUAAACUGUAACGCACGCCGCGAGAGCCUUCCUAUGAAGGCCAAGCGCUUCCUCGACAAGGUGGUGGCAAAGAACAAUCCCAGUGUGGCGUUCUGGCUCAAAUCUAAGUCCUGCCAUGAUCUCUCUGUGCUGUAAGAGCCUGAAAGAUGCUCAUUUUUGACCUAUAUGCUAAACCUUUGAGCAGGUUAACAGGUUGCAGCCUGGAGGACAGAAUAUGUGGACACGGGCUGGAGACAAGCCUGCCUGUAAAGGGCCAGAAGUUGGAUGGUUCUCACCCAGUCCACAGUGUGUUCGCAUCUGCCCCCGGCACAGCCAGCGUGGCUUACGUGAGAAGUGUUUUGCAACAUUUCUGCACUGUCAUCCAUAUGUUGCAGUCUGAACUAGACUAAGUGGGCUGCGCUCAGGUUGUCAGCAUGUGUACUGGAAUGGAAAUGAAGUGACAUUUCCAGUCGCAGAGACUUGUGUCUGUGUGGCAUGAAUGUCAAACUGACAGAAGGAUGUGAUGUUCAUUUCUGUGUUUGAACUAAGAAAUUGAUAUUAGAUUUCUCUGUCCUUUCUUCUCGCAGCUCUUUUGCUCUCACACCUGCCAAAUAUGUCAUCUGUCGACCCCUAAGUGCUAACAUUGCCGGUUGUAGGCUAUUGAUGAUGUCAUUUUUUUGUAUGAUGAUAAUUCAGUAGUUAUUUUGAGUUUAUUUCUAACGUGUUGUAUU